UCGUCAAAACGCUAACCGUAUUUCGUAAUGCUUCCCAGAUCUCCCUCAGAUCCAAUGCCGGCCUUGUCUUAAUUGUUGAUGUAGAGGGAGAAGGAUUGAUUAUUAUCAAUUAGAUUGACGGAAAGUUGUUCAGUUUCGAUUUUGAUUUAAAAAAUGUCGGCAAUAAAGACCCCGUCGCCGAGCCGAUUUUUCACGAUCGGGCUUGUAACGUCGUGGUACUCAUCCAACAUUGGGGUUUUGUUGCUCAACAAGUACUUGCUCAGCAAUUAUGGUUUCAAGUAUCCGAUCUUCCUCACUAUGUGUCACAUGACUGCUUGUGCUUUGCUAAGCUACAUCGCAAUCGCAUGGCUGAAGAUGGUUCCUAUGCAGACGAUCCGAUCACGUGUCCAAUUCUUUAAGAUCUCUGCUCUGAGUUUUAUUUUCUGUGGGUCGGUUGUAAGUGGUAAUAUAUCGCUCAGGUAUUUGCCAGUGUCGUUUAAUCAGGCGAUUGGGGCUACGACGCCAUUUUUCACGGCGGUGUUUGCUUAUCUGAUGACUUUGAAGAAGGAGGCUUGGCUUACUUAUAUCACCCUAAUUCCUGUCGUGACUGGUGUUAUUAUCGCUAGUGGGGGCGAGCCUAGUUUUCAUCUCUUCGGGUUUAUAAUGUGUAUUGGUGCUACUGCUGCAAGAGCACUAAAAACGGUGGUUCAAGGGAUAUUGCUUUCUUCUGAAGGGGAGAAGCUGAACUCUAUGAAUCUCCUUCUGUACAUGGCUCCUAUUGCUGUUGUACUUCUGCUUCCUGCAACACUAUACAUGGAAGAGAAUGUCGUUGGCAUCACGAUAGCACUUGCUAGACAAGAUUUUGGGAUUGUGUGGUUGUUGCUUUUCAACUCUGCACUUGCGUAUUUUGUGAAUUUGACCAACUUUUUGGUCACAAAACACACCAGCGCCCUUACACUUCAGGUGCUGGGAAAUGCAAAGGGAGCAGUAGCAGUUGUGGUUUCGAUACUCAUCUUUAGAAAUCCGGUUUCUGUAACUGGGAUGGCUGGAUACACCCUCACCGUCAUCGGAGUCAUUCUUUACAGUGAAGCAAAGAAGCGUAGCACCAAAUGAGAGAGAGAGAGAGAGAGCCUUAAUUUAAUUAUCAAAGCUUAGAUGAUCCUCUUAAGCCAGGUUAGAAUUUAGGUGCAGGUGCUGCUGCCUGCUGUCCUUCAAAUUCAUUUUCUUCUUAAAUUUAAGCUUUUGGGGGCAGCUAGCUUCACACUUGUAACGGCAAUAUGAAAAAAAUCC
Molecule: messenger RNA, 1269 nt
Organism: Cynara cardunculus var. scolymus (artichoke)
Lineage: Eukaryota; Viridiplantae; Streptophyta; Magnoliopsida; Asterales; Asteraceae
Product: probable sugar phosphate/phosphate translocator At3g11320
Exons: 5
Coding region: 154-1092 (312 amino acids)
Cellular component (GO): Golgi apparatus
Molecular function (GO): antiporter activity
Source: RefSeq, a predicted model, not a curated record